AUGUUAUCACCAAACUACAGUUUUACUGGACCCACUGCCGAAACUAUUGUCAAGAUCUCUCAAGCCAUCAAAGAAGUCGACACUAGCGCUCCCUCUUCCCUUCACAACCACCGUCGCUAUCUAUACCUAGUUCGUCGUCUCGCUAGAGAGAUGGAGGUCCAAAUUCACUCUUGGGAGGUUCUCGACGCGCGUGCCCAAUUUGCCAGGUCGCUUAUUGCUGUUGUUGAUAGGGAAUUAGAUCUACCGCCUGAGUACUACGAAGGCCAGAGCGAAGAUGAGGGCAGAGAGACUCCGCAGCAACUCGGUGUUACACAUGAUGAAUCUGUAGUACGCCCAGCACGAUCCCGUCGCCGUCAGGGUGGAACGACUGCACAGCAAAUAGGUGCCCGGUUUGCUGAUUUUCCAGAUAUGCUACCGGCACCACCUUUUAUGCAGACCGCACGUACACUUGGUUUCGCGACGCCGCCUCAGUAUACCGCGAUGUCGUCAUCCCCACCUAUGAGUGCAGCGCGACUGGACUACCGUGCGACGACAGAAGACAAAGAUCGACGUGCAGAUGCGUUUCGUACGCAUGAUACACAAACAUUACCGAUGGAAGCUCGAGUUACAGGCCGUCGUGCUUAUCUCAGGAGAAGUCAGAACACUGCAGUAGACUAUUCGUCGAGUCAACCAAAAGAAGACGAUGAGUGA
Messenger RNA from Alternaria arborescens, 690 nucleotides. RefSeq lists its product as hypothetical. The coding region runs from base 1 to 690 and encodes 229 amino acids. NCBI's taxonomy places the organism in Eukaryota, Fungi, Ascomycota, Dothideomycetes, Pleosporales, Pleosporaceae. The record is from RefSeq and is a predicted model, not a curated record. The transcript has a single exon.